CGCAGAGCAGGCGACGCCUCGGAGGUUUCCUGAGGCGGCGGAGUGAGCUUUGUGGGAUUCUUGGCAAGAUCUGCACACUUGUGGAUUCGCUGAACUUUGGCCUUGGCAGCCCACUUCUGCUGGGACUUCCUCCUUUCGAGCUCCCUGCUCUUCAGAUUGAAUUGGGUCUUCAUUCCUUGAACUCAAUAGCUUCAUAGAAUUCUGUGGUAUCUGCUGCUUUGUUAAAUGAGAUCUUCCUGAAUAUUUGUUUAAUCCUAAAGGAAACUUAAUUCCAGGACAAGGAGACCCGAUCCCUUGUGAGCUGUUUCUGGUUCUGCAACUGGGACCAGCUGUUCUUUGAACGUUUCCCUUCUGGUCCUCCUCAUGGAUUCCUCCAUUGAUUGACGGAAACAGAAAUUAAAGCAGGACAUUUAGAUCACUCAACACAGAAGGGAACCAGGUCAACAAAAGGACCGAUAUGGAUCAUCUGCAGAAAACAGAGGGCUGCUCUUCCCAUUGGGAUAAUCAGUUUCCAAGUGAAAAUAAUAGCCCGAGCCAGUCAGCUUCAGGAAGGAUUGUGGAUCCUAAUACUAGCAUUCAGAGCUGUUUCCUUGACUCCUCUGAGAUGAAUCUCUUGGCAAGGUUUAGCUUAUCCAGUGAAGACCUGGAGGAACUGAGUCACCUUCCCGACAGUCAGCUGACCCCUGAAAACAUGCCUUCGCUGUUAAAGGCUCUCCGAAAGCGCAAAAUGGCUCUUGAGGCACCCACUCCACCUUCUAAGAGUGCAGAAAGAGAAAGGCUUUGCAGUGCAGGUGACCGUGGUCCCACUGUAAAGAAACAGGUGAUUGAUUAUGGCCAUAAAAGCAAGUAUGAAUAUAACACAGAACCCCUUGAAAGGAAUGUCAGCAAUUCAUGCGUAGCAAUGGACGAGAGCGUGGAAAAAUUUCCGCAGGCAUCCAGGUCAGAUCCUCCUAAUCGUCCUCAUUGGACCACAGAUGGCCAGAAUUAUGUUCGAAAGGAGUACAAGGACCAUUUUGAGUCCCCGUUCGGUGUGGUGAAAGCCUCUUGGCUUCCAGUUUUUUCACACACUGAAUUGCAGAAGACGAAGAAACUUCCCACUCCAUCACAGAUGAAUGAUUAUCAUGCCAUGACUCCUAGAAUAUUUCCUCACCUUUGUUCUCUGUGUCAUGAAGACUGUAAAGAUAAAAAGGACUGGAUUCAGCAUCAGAAGACCGGUCUCCAUACUGAGAAUUGUCACAGGCUCCGCUUGCAGCGCCCGGACUGGCAUCCUGAAGUCAGCUCUUCGUCCAAAAGAGGCAAAGGGGACGGAGAGGAGAGGGGCACAUCAAGGCGCCGUUCUGCCAGUCCAAGCCCAGAAGAUUCAAGAUACUUAAGCUCGGACCAGGCCAGGCAUCGGACUCGAUCGCCAUCAAGGAGCUCUGGGUAUUACAAGACGAGCUGGCCAAGAAGUCGAAGUCCCAGGCGCCUUCCAAGCCCCAGGCCCAGGGCAAGGUCUCCGCAGGAUACCCUGAAUUCAAGUAGACAGUCUUGGAGUUCCUCCAGCAAGGAGAGAAGAUCAGGAAACACAAGUAGAUCUCCAGAGAGACAACGUACCAGGACUCCUUGUUCAGAAAAAAGGCUUGAUGAACGGAAGCAGACCCACAGUAGUUCUGAUUGCCGGGAAAAGAGACGUGAAGAUUUGGAGCAGACGAGAGAAGGCGGUUCGUGUCAGAAGCCGUCUGCGGAUGAGACAGGAAGCCAAGAGCCGAAACGAGAGAUACUGGCGCCCAAAGGGCAGACGUGUGAUGAGUCUGAGCACUCGGCACUGGCUUCUCUUACAGAAAAAAGUGUGCCUCAAGUUAUGGCAUUGUUUCAGGGUGGAGAAGCAGCAGGUGGGAGACUUCACCGAGGAAGGGGCUCUGCGUGGCUUGCCGCUGAGGCAGUGGACAUGUCAGCUGUGCCUUCGGAUCUUGUCUCCAUGAUCCAGUUGGUUGCAACGCAGAUAACUGAAGCUGUCUUGGAUUCGAAAGAAGUGUCAUCCAGGCAAGCAAGCACAAGCGAAGGUGGUCAAAACCCCAAGCAAGUUCAUUCUGCGACCAGGAAGGCAGAGAAGCCAAGUGGGGUAAGUCCCAACCUCCAGCAGAGGACCUCCACGAGUGGCUUCGUGUCUCAUCCACAGACGGCUUCCUGCGUGGACCACCUUCCCGCUAUCUUGGAUUCGAAAGAAGUGUCUUCUAGGCAGGCAGUCACGAGCAAAGGUGGUCAAAACCCUGAGCGAGUUCAUUCUGCGACUUCAAAGUCAGAAAAGCCAAGUGGGGUAAGUCCCAACCUCCAGCAGAGGACCUCCACGAGUGGCUUCGUGUCCCAUCCACAGACGGCUUCCUGCGUGGACCACCUGGAUUCGAAAGAAGUGUCUUCCAGGCAAGCAAGCACGAGCGAAGGUGGUCAAAACCCUGAGCGAGUUCACUCUGCGACCAGGAAGGCAGAGAACCCAAGAACUCCUGGACAGGCCUCUAAGCUUCGAGUCUGGAUUUGUGGGGAAUCUCUGAUAGUUUCUGCCCAAAAGCGGGCAGCCGCCACGAGAAUUGGCUCACAGCUGAGCUUGGAGGAGAGCAUCAUUCUGGAGUGGCAUGGGCAGGAAAACUUGAUGUGGGAUGAGUUCCUGCCGUUUUUAAGGAAUCAGACUCAGGUCCCAGAUGUGUUGAUCAUCCACCUGGGGGAGAAUGAUAAAGCAUAUACUUGGCGUGGCUUACUUGGCACACUGAAAAGGCACUUCUUUCAAUUUAAAAAAGAAUUCCCCAAAGUCAAAGUGGUUUGGUCAGAGAUGAUUCCAUGGGGGAGGUGGCAUGGGGGGAAAAGAGAGAAGCAGCGGAAGAAAGUGAAUGGUAUUGCUGGACAGUCUGUCAGAAGCCAUGGGGGUGCCUUGAUUAAACACCCUAACAUUUCCCCUGAGUUGUGUAUUGAUGAAUUGAACCUGUCUGAUGCUGCCCUUGACAUAUUUUUGGAGGAUAUAAAGAAUGGGAUCCUUGCAUACAUGCUCCAGCCCCGUGGAGCAACAGGUGGCGAACUAAACCAAGGCACGAGCUUACCCCCACCUGCCUCUCCAGCUGCUGCUGCUGCUGCUGCUGGCGGCCUUCUCUCCGUGAGUCAUGAAAUUGCAACACAGGAGGAUGAAAUGGUCUCGUCUUCCCAGGAAGCGCUGAGUAUGCAGCCAAAUGCAGAAGAGGGCGCUGUGAGUCCCCAGCCCGCGAGUAGCGAGGCUGAAAACUCAGGGGUGGCCGGUUCAAGCUCCCAGCCAGGAAGCAGCAAGUCAGAGAACCAGGAGGUGGAGCAGGAGCUGGUUGUUGGAAGCCUGCCUACUUGCUCGGGAACUCCUGGACGGGUCGCUAAGCCUCGAGUCUGGAUUUGUGGGGACUCUUUGGUGACCUCAGCCCAGAAGUGGGCGUUGCAAAAAAGACUCUUUUCACCACUAGAUCCGCUGGAGCAAAGCGUCGUUCUGGAGUGGCACGGCCAAGAAGACAUGACCUGGACUCGGCUUGUGCCCACAUUGCAGAAUCUGGCCGCGCAGAGUCAGGCCCCAGAUGUGCUGAUCGUUCAUCUGGGUGAGAAGGACUUACUGAGGACUCCGUGGCCCGAAUUAAGUGGAAUAAUAAAAAAAGAAGUGCUUUUCCUCAGAGAAGCCUUCCCCAUAGUCAGACUGCUGUGGUCCGAGAUGCUGCCACAGAGAAUCUGGCCGAAAACAGAAAGAGCUUUAGAAGUCGAAAGGGUGCAUCGGGAAGUGAAUUCUGUUGUGGGGAGAUUCAUUUCCAGCGUUGGGGGUGCGGUGAUUAGGCACGUUGAAAUGCCCAACAGAUUCCCUGUGUUGAACAUACGUGGAGACAAUCUGUCUCAUGUCGGCCUUGACACAUUUUUGGAGGAUCUAAAGACUGGGAUUCUUUCUCAUGUGCUCGGUUCUAACGAAGCAGCAGGCAGCGGCCUCAGCAAAAGCAAGGGUUUACCUCCACUUGCCCAUUCAGUCGCUUGUGCUGGUGGCCUGGUGCUGUGAAUCAGGAGGUUGCAAUAUGAGAGGAUCAAGCGGUCUCAUCUGAGGAAGCCUCAAGGGUGCAGACCACACCAGGUUCUUUUGUGAGCAGCAGGACAGAGAGGGAAACAGCGGGGCAGCAACUCCUCUAUUUCAAAGAAGAGUUGUAUACCCCACCCUUCACUACCCGAAGGAGUCUCUGAGCAGCUUGCAGUCACCUUCCCUUCUUCCUCCCACAACAGACACCCCAUGAGCAACGUUCCCUCAAAGCUGUGCAGUGUUAUCAGCCAAAAAUCGACUUUGAGAGCCGAAACAACAACUCGCAUUAAAGUCUUGAGCACACCUCCUUUUAAUUUUUUUUUAUUUCAGUCCACAAACAUACAAAACAUACAAAUGUAAACUACAAACUAAUUUGUAUUGUUUCUCACUUAGAAACAAUGCAAGCAGUCAUUCAUACAUGGUUUCUAAAUAUCAAACUAAAUUACUCUGCAGGUAAAGCUAUUAAUACUUCUCCUUUCCAACUGUUCGAUAUAGAAAUAUAAAUAUAUCUGAGAACAUGUGCCAGGGUCUGCAUCCCAUCCUGGGCAAUAUUAGCCCUCCCUAUUCCAACAAGAUGGCAGCAGGUAGGCACAGAGAUUUACAUAUAAUCCUGUACAAAGUAACUCUGGUCUAAGCUCAUUGAUUUCUAGCCCCUGUAGAAUCCAAAAACAAAAACCAUGUAAUACAUUUUGAUUACAAUAAAAACAUUAACAAUAAAAACCAGUUGUCCAAGACCGUCUAGUCCCAUUAAGUGAAAGGGCCACAAAAAUCAGACUAUACAUCUGUAUAAAAAUGGAUAUGUUUAUGCUGAUUGCAAAGGGGUAGCUGUGUUAGUCCAUUGCUGCAAAAUAAAUUUGAUUGAUGGA
Messenger RNA from Eublepharis macularius, 4905 nucleotides. RefSeq lists its product as uncharacterized. The record is from RefSeq and is a predicted model, not a curated record. Bases 458 to 4024 code for a protein of 1188 amino acids. The transcript has 8 exons. NCBI's taxonomy places the organism in Eukaryota, Metazoa, Chordata, Lepidosauria, Squamata, Eublepharidae.